This is a messenger RNA of Raphanus sativus (radish), 1250 nucleotides long. RefSeq lists its product as uncharacterized. Gene Ontology annotation, molecular function: S-adenosylmethionine-dependent methyltransferase activity. The transcript has 6 exons. The record is from RefSeq and is a predicted model, not a curated record. Bases 189 to 1049 code for a protein of 286 amino acids. Lineage: Eukaryota; Viridiplantae; Streptophyta; Magnoliopsida; Brassicales; Brassicaceae.
UUAAAAAAAAAACUAUUUUUUGUUGGUUUUGGAUUCGUCUGUGUGUUUUAUCUUCUUCUUCUUCUACUUGUUGGACGAAGCAGUGAAAGGAUUGAUUCUCUGUCAAUUUUUUUCUAAAUUAUAUCUGCGUUGGAGACAGAAGAGAAGAGAAGUUAAACAGUGUUUGGGAGAGAGAGAGAGAUAGAUAGAUGAGUUCGUCUCUACCUAUGAGGCUCCUUCUUCUGCCUCUUACACCUUCUUUGAUUUCUCCUCCUCCGGAUUCUUCUCAUAAGCCUCUCCGAUCGCAAAACCCUAAUUUCAUUCUCCGUUCUUCUACUACUACUUCUUCUUCAUUGUCGCAGCUUUUUCCCCGGCGAUCCAGAUCCUCUUCUCCCUCUGUUCCCAUGUGUUUUCCCCAACACAAGGAAGAUCAAGCCAACAUAGAUACUUGGAGAAAUGAAGAAGAUGAUCACAUUACAUGUGGGCUUGAAUCAGAUGAAGAUUCCGGAGGCCUCCGGAUUCCUACUCAGGCACAGGCCAUCGUUGAAGGAUCUGGUUCAGUUGCUGUCUCUGAGCUCAAACCUUCCCCUGAUGUUGAUUACAUUCAAGAGCUGUUGGCGAUACAGCAACAAGGGCCUAGAACAAUUGGCUUCUUUGGGACCAGGAACAUGGGUUUCAUGCAUCAAGAGCUCAUCGAGAUACUUAGCUACGCCAUGGUUAUUACUAAAAAUCAUAUAUAUACUUCAGGUGCAUCUGGAACUAACGCAGCUGUUAUCAGAGGUGCGUUGAGAGCAGAGAGACCAGAGCUUCUUACAGUCAUUUUGCCUCAAAGUUUGAAAAAACAACCUCCUGAGAGCCAAGAACUCUUGUCUAAAGUACAAAACGUGGUAGAAAAGCCACACAAUGACCAUUUGCCAUUAUUAGAAGCCAGCAGGCUGUGUAAUAUGGACAUCAUAUCACAAGUACAGCAAGUGAUCUGCUUUGCCUUUCAUGACAGUAAGCUUCUCAUGGAGACAUGUCAAGAAGCUAAAAAUCUCCGCAAGAUCGUCACUCUCUUCUACCUCGAUUGAUUCCCCACUUUAUCUUAUCUUCUCCCGGGAACACAAGAGGAUGGAUACAAGUCUCUUUUGUAAAUUGUGAAUCUCUCCCCCAUCCACAACAUAUUCUUUUGUCUAAAUUUUUGAAAACCCCCAUCGUUGUGAUUUUAUAGGAUAAAUUCUCAACUAUUUGUAACGUUACAUGGUGUUAUAAAAUCUAUCUUCUCAUAACAA